Molecule: messenger RNA, 984 nt
Organism: Coccidioides posadasii C735 delta SOWgp
Lineage: Eukaryota; Fungi; Ascomycota; Eurotiomycetes; Onygenales; Onygenaceae
Source: RefSeq, a predicted model, not a curated record
GUUCUGCAAAACAACACUGUUGCUCCCGUGUACAAUAUUAUAUAUCUGUCGACGUCCUCUUUUCUCACUAAACCAACAAACGCGCUGCUCACCAAGCUUUCCGGCUUCCUAUUCUCCGCCACCGUCACAUAGCUGCUGUCUGUUUCGAUCUCACACACACGUCGCCCAACAUGCGUUUCUCCCUCGUCUCCGUCCUCGCCCUGGCCGCUGUUGGCCUCGCACAAGAUCAAACCGCCGCCCCAACCGGCACAAGCGUAUCUCAACCCGCUGACACCGGGAGCAUGACCUUCCUCCCAAUCCCACCAACAGGAACUGCUCCAGGAGGCACCGGCACUCAGAUCCCCGGUAACAGCACCAUGACAUCCCGUCAGACCGACACCGAGAGCCGCACUGUCAGUGGACCUACCGGAACCGGCACAGGUGCCCCAGGUACCUCUUCCUCCGAGGCUAUGGCCCCAACCAGCGGUCCCCAAGCCGUUGGCUUCGGUCUCGGUCUCGGUGCUCUCGUCGCUGCUCUUCUUUAAACGACACCUCCUUUUUGUCAAGUUGAUUGCCCGUAUUUGGACACUCGUUCGCGUCAAAACAAAAAUCGAAAAACAACAUCCUUUUUUUGUGUACCAUGUGGUCGAACGGUGCUAAUAUCGACUGUACUGGUCUCCGGACUAGGACAUGAUAAUAAGAAAAAAAGAAAGAAAAAGGAAAGGAAAAAAAAGUAAAGCUGAUUGACAAAAUGAAGGGGGCCUUUUUUUUUUCUUUUUUGUGGCAGAGAAUGUGACAUUGCUUCGAAAUACCCUUUAAUAUUGUCUAAUUUAUGUACGCAUUCAAGAACCCGGCGUUUUAGAUUGCCAUCCUCUUCAUUUUGUUUUCUCCUGUACGGCUUUGACGGAAUUUGUUCUCAACAUGCUCACGGAUUUGAACUAUCGGCUGGAAAUUAAUAAAUACCUCCGUUGUAGCAAAUCAAUACAUAGGAUUAUUACCUAGUGA